AUGGUUGCUGGCGACGCAGCACCACACCCGAGUAUAGAAAUCAGUCUUAACACUAGUACUCCCAGUACCAUCACCAGUACAUACAGUAUCGAAAACAGUACCUCCAGUAUCAACACUAGUGACCCCAGUAUCAACACCGUUACCCACAGUACCAACACCGGCACCCCCAGUAACAACACCAGUACAAUCAGCAUCAUCACCAGUACCUCCAGGAUCAACACCAGCGUCCCCAGUAUCAACACCAGUACCUCCAGUCUCAACACCAGUACCCCCUGUAUUAAUAACAGUACGUCCAGUAUCAACACCAGUAACUCCAGUAUUAAUACUAGUAACACCAGUAUCAACACCAGUACCUCCAGUAUUAAUAACAGUACUUCCAGUAUCAACACCAGCACCUCCAGUGUCAACACCAGUGUCCCCAGAAUCAACACCAGUACCUCCAGUAAUAAUACUAGUACCUCCAGUAUCAACACCAGUACCUCCCGUAUCAACACCAGUCUCCCCAGUAUCAACACCAGUACUUCCAGUAACAACACCAGUACCGCCAGUAUCAACACCAAUACCUUCAGUAUCAACACCAGUACCUCCAAUAUCAACACCAGUACUUCCAGUAUCAACACAAGUACCUCUAGAAUCAACACCAAAACUUCUAGUAUCAACACCAAUACCUCCAGUUUCAACACCAAUAACUCCAGCAUUAACACCAGUACCUACAGUAUCAACACCAGUAAAUCCAGUAUCAACACAGUACCUCCAGUAAUAAUACUAGUACCUCCAGUAUCAACACCAGUGCCACCCGUAUCAACACCAGUGUCCCCAGUAUCAACACCAGUACCUCCAGUAUCAACACGAGUACCUCCAGUAUCAACACCAAUACCUCCAAUAUCAACACCAGUACCACCAAUAUCAACACCAGUACUUCCAGUAUCAACACCAGUACCUCCCGUAUCAACACCAGUACCUCCAGUAUUAACACCAGUACCUCCAGUAUCAACACCAGUACCUCCAAUAUCAACACCAAUACCUCCAGUAUCAACACCAGUACCUCCAGUAUCAACACCAGCACCUACAGUAUCAACACAAGUACCUCUAGAAUCAACACCAGUACCUCUAGUAUUAACAUCAGUACCUCCAGUAUCAAAACCAGUACCUCCAGUAUCAGCACCAGUACCUCCAGUAUCAACACGAGUGUCCCCAGUAUCAACACCAAUAACUCCAGUAUCAACACCAGUGUGCCCCCUAUGA
Messenger RNA from Homarus americanus (American lobster), 1245 nucleotides. RefSeq lists its product as uncharacterized. The record is from RefSeq and is a predicted model, not a curated record. The coding region runs from base 1 to 1245 and encodes 414 amino acids. The transcript has 2 exons. Lineage: Eukaryota; Metazoa; Arthropoda; Malacostraca; Decapoda; Nephropidae.